GUCACGCAGGACCUUAUGCCUUCCCCCGUCAUCCAGAGUGUGCCAAACGAGAUCUGGUUGCGGAUCUUCGCUCUAGUGGGCGAAGUAAAGGAACUAUAUCACGUCGUUCUCGUUUCGCGCCGGUUCAAUGCUCUUGGGACAGAGCUACUUGUCCGACACAUUACUUGGAACUCAACCACACUCGCAGAGCAAAAUCUCCCCUUUUGGGCCCGCAACCGGGGGAAGACACACCUGGUCCGCUCAUUAAACAUCGUGCUGCCCGCUGUAGGCACCAACUCGGACCAGUUUUCGUCCAUUGCUGCCUUUGACCGCAUAUUCACGCAGAUCGGUCGUUUCCAACGGCUUCACCACCUGAAGCUAUGCGGUGGACAGGUCCCAGAGGCCCUGUACUCCACUUUGGAGGAUCUGCCUAACGUCGCGGUUUUGACUUUGGAAGGCUGCUCGGUUCCAACUCCACCCGUGCGCAUAUCGCAUUACUUUUCCUUCUCCCCCAGUGGUGCACCACGGCCUUCAAGUGUCAUUCGAGUCAAACGUCUCGUCGUAUCAAAAUUGAAAUCGCGGGAGCUGCAGCAUGCCUUUUUUCCCCAUGUCAUCGACAGCGUUUUGCCAUUCACACAACGUCUCCCCUACCUGCGCUCCUUCGUCACUGAUAACCUGGGCUCACAACUCCCCCCCAACAUCGCCCAGAAACUCAACUCUUUAACCAUUAUCGUGCCGGGCACAGUCAGUGACAUUCAAAGCCGUAUUGACUUGCUAGUGCAACGGAUGCCGAACCUUAAAGAGCUUGUGAUCACUUUCAGCUCCGCAUCCAUAAGCGGGACGUCCUCCUCGACCCAGGGGAGCACCAUACCGUCUCUUGCUACCCAACCCGUCGUCUCCCUCCCCCACUUAACAAUCGUUUCGGCUCCAUGGCCGAGUGCGAUCUACGCUAUGCGUGGGGCCCCAUCUACUGUGCAGCAUCUCAACAUUAACUCGACCAUCUUGAAAAAUGUCGAUGUUUUGGCCGCCUUGGAGCUCAUCCGAGACCAUGGCGUCGACCUGAAAUCGCUUGCGUUUCGGAUUGCCCAUUGGGACGAAGAGGCGUUGUUGGCAGCAACCAGGUGUCUUCCACAUUCGUUGCGCGCCUUGGAAGUCGCAUACUAUGACGGCAAGCCCGAUGAGGGCUUCAUCUUUAACCUAGGCAUCCAUCAUCUUCCGCUUCUUCCCCAGCUAGAGAUUUUGCGGCUCAUUCAUCUCGAAGCUAUCAAUAUAGCAAACUCGCCUCGCCUGCUGCCGGUACUUCCCAAUCCCAAUACUACCCAUCACCACCUCCUUCCUGGUCACCACCACCACCACCACUUUCAAACCAAUUUCUUGUUCUCCAUGCAGAUGCAAGCCUUAGCGCAGCCCCCCGGUAACUUUAUGCAACCUGCGGUACCCCCGCCACUUUCUGACAACGAAAGCGAGGAUAACGUGUCGGAGGACGGGAGCGAUGAGGGCAAAAAGGAGGGUGGCCGGGGCUAUGCGACGGCGGCGGAAAUAUCGAAGGCAGAGCCGCUUCGCGAGGCUGUUUGCGUCUGGUCGCGAUAUAAUCCUAACCUCGCGCGCGUGAGAAUCGGGCGGGGUCCCGCUAACGCUUGGGUACGCGACCUGAGCGCGAAUGCGGCUUCUGGCGCCGAAGGCAAGGGGAAGCGAGCUGCACCGCCGUGGACCGCUGAUAUGGACGACAAGGAGGCGCAGGCACAGAGGUGGACGGAGAUGACGCGGUUGGACUUGAUUGAAGGGGAGGAAGAGGAUGUCCCUGCACCUACUAUUCCAGACAAUAUCCUUGAUCUAACCUUUUGA
Messenger RNA from Mycena indigotica, 1824 nucleotides. Its product is annotated as F-box domain-containing protein. The record is from RefSeq and is a predicted model, not a curated record. The coding region runs from base 16 to 1824 and encodes 602 amino acids. The transcript has 3 exons. Lineage: Eukaryota; Fungi; Basidiomycota; Agaricomycetes; Agaricales; Mycenaceae.